GAUCAUCCGUUCGCAAUUUCAUACGGGAAUUUCUCAAUUUUCGCAGUGGCGCAUGAAGUAGAAGGGAACGAGGGUAUCUUGCGAAAUAAAUUAUUCUAAAUCUUUGUCAUUGUAAUAUAAUAUUGUAAAUAUACUCGAAUAAGAAUAUUAUUAAAAUCGACGAUUGAAGAUGAGCGACGCACCGCAAGCCAUCGCUGAGGAUCUAACAUCUUCAAGCGCGGUCGAGCAUCACGUUAUGGAUAUCCUGAAUCCUACGUUGCAUCACCACGACUUGCUACAGAGCUACGUGCGAACUCGUGUAGAAACUGGCGAUUCGAAACAGGACUUCGAGGAGUUUGAAGAACCGAGCAAAGAAGCGCAUUUGAGUAAAUAUCCAACGGCAGCAAGUGGUGGCUACACCAGCAAUGCUCGUUAUACUCAAAAGGACAAAGGGAAGAAGAGCAACGACAGGAAGGGUAAAGAUAAUAAAUCACCCGAUAGCACUAUCGAGUCGGAGAUGAGGAUACAGAAGUCGAGAAGAAAAUGACGCCAACACGACGGCGAAGUUCGUCGGCAGGAAGAAGUCUAUACCGACAAA
Messenger RNA from Pogonomyrmex barbatus (red harvester ant), 577 nucleotides. RefSeq lists its product as uncharacterized. The record is from RefSeq and is a predicted model, not a curated record. NCBI's taxonomy places the organism in Eukaryota, Metazoa, Arthropoda, Insecta, Hymenoptera, Formicidae.